Messenger RNA from Perkinsus marinus ATCC 50983, 955 nucleotides. RefSeq lists its product as hypothetical. The transcript has a single exon. The annotation marks the transcript as partial. Lineage: Eukaryota; Perkinsozoa; Perkinsida; Perkinsidae. The record is from RefSeq and is a predicted model, not a curated record.
AUGUUCCGUACUCAGGUCGAUCAACUUGUUCAGCAGGGAUUUGCCGAAGAACUCCCGAAGGAUUUGCCAAGAUAUCCACCAGAUGAGUCUGAUCCUGCACUACAGGAUCGUCACUACAUCUCUCUAGUCCCGGUGUACUCCGCCACACGACAUACCAAAUGCCGUCUCUGUCUAGACGCACGUACGUGCAAUACGUACACUAGGCCGGGAUGGCACAACCCUCAAGCUCUGCUACAAGCUUUCGUUGGCUGGAGAGCCUACGUUUGGGUCGGUCUUUUCGACCUCUCCAAAGCGUUUUGGAGGAUUAAUAUAGUACCACAGGAUAGGAAAUGGACUUGCUGUGUCGCAGAUUCUCGGAGGCUGAGAUUCACAGCCCUCCCGUUCGGGUUCAACUUCUCCCCAUGUACAUUACUUGAGGGAGAAGAUCUCGUUAAGGAAGAAAUUGAUAAGCUCAUCCGCGUAGGACACGAAACCUCUCUUCUGGGUACUGAUGGCCCUACUACCCUAGAAUCCGAACCAGAUGACACUAAGGAGGUGAGCGAGCCGGAUUCGAGCUCUACUAUCGUCGACAUUGAGAUCGACGUCAAUCAUGAGACUCCUGAACCAUCUCGUUCGAAGUCACUGAGAUGUAAAUUCUACGUAGAUGAUGGCCAAGUACGUGAAAAUCACAGCCCAUCGGCCGGUGCCAAGAAGCUUAUGUGGGCCCGAUGGGGCUUUGCUCAAUACGGAUUCCCCUCGGAAGGGGUGAAAACAUCCGGGAACUUCCACGUCAGUAGAGAGGUUAUUGCUGGAUUGUGGGAGGGUCAGCGACGAGCUAAGGCCUUAGAUCAGCUUCGGAAGGCCGAUCAACACUCAUGGAAAUCCUUCUUAGGGUACCUCUGGGAUCCUGAGGUGGAUGCCAUAGCCCAGGUCUUCCCGGAAUUACAGAGCAAUGAGCAGAUUGCUCUCAGUGAAG